AUGUACAAAGACUUUGUGGCUUCGGCCCUUGAACAGGCAAAUAACCAUCCAGUCGUCACGGCUGUUGUCGGAGUCGCGCUGCUGGCAACACUGGCAACAGCUCCAGCCAGAAUCUCUGAAAUGGGGAAGGCGAAGUACUGGCACUCGACGAAAUCCCUCCGUUUGAAAAUGAAAGAUGGGCGAGCCACCUCCUUUGCCGACAUGUGCAGAGCUAUCGUCCCUCCAUGCCGACUCAAUCCGUUUCUGUUCAAUGGCCACUUACAAACCAUGUGGUCGGUCCUGACUCGCGAAUCAAUCCCCAUCUACUAUAAACGGCGCAUCUUUGAGCAUGAAGAUCCAACCUAUACCGGGCAAUUUGCCGUUGACUUUGUUACGAAACCCAACAGCGGUCAUAAUCCAAGUCUACCACCGCGGACCACGUAUUUUACGGAGGCAGAAUUCAGCAACAUUGCGUCUGACGACAGUCGGCCUAUGCUCGUCAUGCUUCACGGACUGAGUGGAGGGUCCCAUGAGCUCUAUCUUCGCCAUGUCUUGGAACCCCUAGUAGGAGAGGGAGGUUGGGAAGCAUGUGUCGUUAUUUCCAGAGGGUGUUCUAUGACCAAGAUCACCACCAGCGUUCUUUACAAUGCACGUGCAACUUGGGACAUCAGACAAACGGUGAAGUGGUUGCAGAAGACAUUUCCGAAUCGUCCUCUGUUCGGUAUUGGGUUUUCACUAGGUGCCAAUAUCAUAACCAAUUAUCUCGGCGAGGAAGGAAGCGAUUGCGUCCUUAAAGCCGCCAUCAUCCUGUCCAACCCCUGGGAUCUUCAGGCUGGCAACCUGGCUUUAAUGAGAACUUGGUUUCAUCGAAACGUCUAUGCCGCAACGAUGGGCGGAAGUAUGAAGAAGCUGUUCGAGACCCAUGCGGAGCAAGUUUCCCAAAAUCCAAAAAUCAACGUUGAUCUCAUCCGGAGUGGGAAGUAUCUGCGAGACUUCGAUCGAUACGUCCAAUGUCCGACCUGGGGCUAUCCCACCGAGGGAGCAUAUUAUCGUGAUGCGUCGUCAGUUGAUUCAGUGCUUGCCAUCAGAAUACCCUUCCUAGCCAUCCAUGCAGAAGAUGAUCCGGUGACCACAAGUGAAGCUUUGCCGCGCCGUGAGGUGCAGCAGACGCCCUACGGCGUUCUUUGUACCACACCGGGCGGUGGCCAUCUUAGCUGGUUUGAACUCGGUAGCAGGAGAUGGUUUACUAGAGUCACAACCCCAUUCUUCCAAACGAUGGCCCGAGAGAUCGACCUGGAUGCCAUCUCGAAGUCCGAGGGCAAUGAAGAGCAGCUUGAAGGGCAGAUAUCUCGGGCAGAUCGAGAACCCUUGAAACCCGUCUUUCACCCGAUGAGGAGAAAGAUGCAGAUGCCUGGCGAGUAG
This is a messenger RNA of Capronia epimyces CBS 606.96, 1401 nucleotides long. RefSeq lists its product as uncharacterized. Gene Ontology annotation, molecular function: acetylesterase activity; monoacylglycerol lipase activity. The transcript is spliced from 6 exons. NCBI's taxonomy places the organism in Eukaryota, Fungi, Ascomycota, Eurotiomycetes, Chaetothyriales, Herpotrichiellaceae. The coding region runs from base 1 to 1401 and encodes 466 amino acids. Gene Ontology annotation, biological process: medium-chain fatty acid catabolic process; medium-chain fatty acid biosynthetic process. The record is from RefSeq and is a predicted model, not a curated record.